Messenger RNA from Gopherus flavomarginatus (Mexican gopher tortoise), 4584 nucleotides. RefSeq names its product elongator acetyltransferase complex subunit 4 (gene ELP4). NCBI's taxonomy places the organism in Eukaryota, Metazoa, Chordata, Testudines, Testudinidae. Gene Ontology annotation, biological process: tRNA wobble uridine modification. Gene Ontology annotation, cellular component: transcription elongation factor complex; elongator holoenzyme complex; cytoplasm. The record is from RefSeq and is a predicted model, not a curated record. The transcript has 10 exons. Bases 92 to 1315 code for a protein of 407 amino acids.
CCACCUCCCCAUAGGUCGAAGCGGGCGGAGGGGGAAGGGGGCUCGUCUUUCCCGGCGUCCCUUUUCUCCUGUCAACCGGGAGGAAGCUAAGAUGGCGGCCUUGGCGACGGGCGGGGGGAUGUCGAGUGACGGGGCCACCAGUUUCCAGCGGAAAGUUCCUGCUAGUAGCCGCCUGGCCGCUAUUGCGGGCACCCGGCCCUCGGUGCGCCACGGGCAGCUGCUGCUCUCCAGUGGGCUCCCCUCCCUGGACUGUGUGCUAGGUGGAGGUUUAGCUGUUGGAACCCUUCUUCUUAUUGAGGAAGAUAAAUACAGUAUUUACUCCAACUUGUUGUUCAAGUAUUUCCUCGCAGAGGGAAUAGUCUGUGGACAUAAUUUGUUUGUUGCUUCUGCUAAAGAGGAUCCUGCUGACAUUUUAAAGGAGCUUCCAGCACCUUUGUUUGAUGAUGCCCAUAAAAACCAAGUGCAUGAGAAAGAAACCGCUAUUAAGUCUAAACAGGAAUCUCAGGAAUCCAUGAAAAUAGCCUGGCGUUACCAGAAUUUACCAAGAAUUGAGGUCAGUCCAGCAGCUUCUGCACGAAUUGGUCACUAUUACGAUGUAUCUAAAAUGGUGUCUCCAGAACUACUUCAAUCUACAAAGUGGCACCGUUUUUUCCUUCCUGAAGAAAUGUCUUUGCACCCUGAAAUAAAAACUUGUAAUAUGACCUGUGGUUACACCAGGCUGCUUCAGUCUAUCCAGAGGAUCAUAUACCAGGAAGGAUUUGAUGGAUCCUAUCCCCAGAAAAAACAAAAAAAUAUUCUGCGGAUAGGAAUUCAGAGCCUUGGUUCAGUGUUGUGGGGAGAUGACAUUUGUUGCACUGAUAAUCCAGAAGAUAUUUAUAGCCUCACAAAGUUUCUGUAUGUUCUCCGUGGUCUCCUCAGAAUGUCUUUGUCAGCCUGCAUAAUCACAGUGCCAGCCCAUCUUAUCCAGAAUAAAGCAAUUAUGGAACGUGUAACAAACUUGUCAGAUACGGUAGUUGGUCUUGAAUCAUUUAUCGGCUCUGAGAGAGAAACCAAUCCAUUAUACAAGGAUUACCAGGGUUUGAUUCAUGUGCACAAGAUUCCUCGACUUAAUAGCUUGAUCUGUGAUGUGUCAGGCACGAAGGACCUUGCUUUUAGAUUAAAAAGGAAGCUGUUCACCAUUGAGCGACUGCAUUUGCCUCCAGACUUGUCAGACACAGUGAGCCGCUCAAGCAAACAGGAUCUGGCAGAAUCCACCAAACUGCUGCGCUCAGGAUGUGGUGCUAUGGCCAUAGGCAAGAAGCACCUGGACGUCUAGUGAUUUCUACUUAGCAGUUCACUCAGAUUUAUAUGACACUCUAAUUAUGACUGUUAAUGACUUAUGAAAAUAUUUUUCUUAAUGAUUUGACCCAGCAGUCCUUAAAAAUAUACAUUGUAAAAUGGUGCCUCGUUUUCUCAUCCUGAUUUCUUUGAAGACAUUUGUUGUUUGUUUGCUUUUUUACAGAACAUCUGCAACAUGGGUUUUGUUACAUUAAAAAAAAACGCUGCAUUGCACUGCUAUUCUGGAAAUGUACAGUAUUUUGUUCUUAUAAAAAAAAUCAAAAUUAUUUUUAUUUUUAAAGUUCAAGAUGCUUUACAAAACAAUGCCAAAUGUGUUGUUUUUCACACGCUAAAUGUGUCUGUUUAACAUGAUUGUAUUAAACAUUGAUUAUAAAUGUAAAAUAUAAAUUAGUACUGUGAACAUUAGUAAAUGAGAUUAAGGAAUUCAUUAUCACAUUUUAUUUUAAAGCUAAAUUUAACAAUUAUUAUUGUUUGAAAAAAUAAUUUUGUACAUCUGAAAAUAUUAUUGUCAAAAUCAAAAGUAGAUAUGACAUUAUUUUACAGAGUACAUAAACAAUGCAUUUAAAAAUGUAUUGCAUUAUUUCAUGUGUGUUCUACUGUGUCAAUAAUUAAAUUGAUAAAGAAAGAAUUUUUCCAUAAUAAGAAUAUCUUAUAGAUAAUUAGUUUGCCUUAUGGGUUAAUAAAUGUAUUAAAAUGCACUUGAGUGGAAUUUACUAAACAUUGAAAAAAGAAUUGAUUUCCUUGUGUAGUUCAAAACAGUAAUCCUAAACAAUUGAAGUCAGCACUAUGAAAUUAUGUCAACAGACAUAAUUCAAGAUUGAAAUUCAAACUGACAGCUACAUUAAUGCUAGAAAACCAGAAGAGUGCACUGGAGCUUGGGGAAGAGUAUCACAGAAUGAUGGUCUAAAACAGAACAGAAAAUAAAACUAAUUCAGGUUUCCAUACCAUCAUGUACACUAUUUGUGAACUUAUUAAUAUUUUGUGUGCAUGUGUGUACAUAUAUCCAAAUGGAAAACUAUUAAAUAUAUUUUUAAACAUCUCCUAUGUAUUACGUUGUAUCUGGUAUACUAGGCAGUGCUGAUCUGUAAAUUAAAUUGAAUUUUGAAAACAUAAGGUAAUCUAAAAUAUGGUUUGAAAGUUCCAUGGAGGCCAAUAUACCCCUUUUCAAAAUGGAAGUCUGCUUCAUAAGAAAUAAUACAAAACAAUCUCUAUAAUUGGAUAUAAUAUGGCUAGAGUGAAAUUGACUUUCCAAAUAAAAUUUUAAUACAUAUAAUAAUGUUAAUAUAUUUUGAGGAAGUUCCAACUGAAAAGUUGAUUAAAUGGUUUGCUUGUCUUAUACAAUCCAGGUUUUUACUUUAUUUGUUCUUGACAACACUGUGUGUAAAACAAAGGCAAAGCUUUUAAAACUGUCUAACUAAUAUGAUGAAUGUCAAUCACUUAAAAAACUCCACUGUAGCAUAAACACAUACUGUAUACAGCUUUUAUUCUGAAUUAGAAUAAUUGAAUCAAUGACAGUGAUUUGCCAGGAUGUCAAAUCUAUCCAUCAUAUCCUGUCACUACCAGUUUAUUUUUUGUGAUCAAAAUCAAAAAGACUACUAUUUUGUCAUCAGCUAUUUCAUUUGUGGUAGCAAUCAGGAUUUCUUUUCUCUUGCCUUUUUUUUUUUUUUAAGAUAGGCCCAUUUUAUUUUUUUAUUUCUAAAAACACAAAUCCUUUUAAAUCAAAGUUUCAGAAUGGAUCUGUCACUUUCGUAAAGCUAAAAGACACCUACAUUUUUAUACCAAUAUACUUAAAUCACCAUUGAUUUCAAUAACAUCAUUUGUCCUCUUGCAUUAUAUGUAACAUUAAGCAGAAAUUCUCAUCAAAUGCUUAGUUGUACCUUUAGAAAGUAUUAAUUAGUUUAAAUAUUUGAAUUCAAAUAAUUUAAACAAAAUUAACACUACAUAUUUGGUUAUGAAUUUUUACAUAAAUAAGUAUUGUAACAGAAAACAUAUGAUAUAGGCAUCUGAAAUGUGAAGUCAUCGGGUAUAUAAAUGGCUUGUGAAUAUACUUAAUAGGUCAUUGACUUAAGACACAGGCAGAAAAUGUCAUUAAAAUUCACAGCCAAUUUCUAGUUAACAUAUGACUUGAAAAUAGAUUAUAAAUACCGUAUGUAUAUAUAAAUGUAAUAUUUAUGACAUCAAUUUUGAGUUCUAAAAUAGGUUGGAUAGAAACUAAAAAAGUAUUUGGAAUAAUAAGAGUAAAAGGGAAAUUCGCCUGCAAAUCUAGAUUAAAAUGGUUUUUCGUUUGUUUUUCUGAUUCACUGAACAUGCUGUGUGAAAUAAGUUUUACAUUAUACAUAUGUAUAGUGUUCACCUAAGGCAAAAGCAUGUAGCAAAAUUUCUCCUCCCUUUUCUUCCAAAAUAUUGUAUUGGUUACAGUAAUACAUGUCAGUGACUUGGCUUACCCAGUAAAACAAUGUUACUAUUUGAUAGUGUGUAUGAUGUAGCAUUCCAUUGGAUCCACAAAUAGACUUCUUAUCUCUCAUUUUUGGUUUGCAGUAAUAGAUAAAAAUAUUUAGCCAUAACAUUAAACUCUCCAUGAAAUUUCUCCAUACACACUUUUAUAUGUCUAGUAUAUGACCCACUAAACCUUGUAUACAAACAUUCCACUAGAUUGUGCUUCUCUUUAUUUGCCGAUAAAUAUUUUUACUACAGGAGGCAUAUCAGGUUCUUGACCUGAAGGACUCUGUUUCUUCACAGACUGCCAUAAUUCAGUGCUGACUCCACUGUGCACACCUCCUCUAGAUCCUUAGCAUUGAUUUGGCUGGGACGUCUUUAUGAGAAUGAAAGUGAUUCACACUUUGGUUUAGAUAGGUAUUUUCCUUUCCUGAACAGCUGUUAUGGACUGUGGAGUUUAGUGUUUUGGUUUUCAGGUUAUUUUUAAGAAAAAUAAAAAGUUGAGCCACUUACUUCUCAGUGGGCUCCAAGCUGAAGACACCGUACUUCUUGCAUUGAGGCUGAUAUUAGGUAUAGACAAUAGAGACAAUAGAGUCUCUCUGCUGAAUGCAUUCCCAAUUCAAACUUACCACCAGAUCUUUACACAAUUAUGACAAACAGUGAAGAAAGCAGUGAUGAAAUGUAAAGUGUUGACUCUUUAAUAUGUCAAAUAAGGAUUCUUUAUAUCAUUUAUGUUGUGUUGAAGCUAUCAAAAUAUACGUAUUUGGAAUGUGAGGAGAAUAUGAUGAUUAAACUAUAGCUUUUUUUAAA